Messenger RNA from Aethina tumida (small hive beetle), 1481 nucleotides. Its product is annotated as protein disulfide-isomerase A3-like. Bases 15 to 1073 code for a protein of 352 amino acids. The record is from RefSeq and is a predicted model, not a curated record. Gene Ontology annotation, biological process: response to endoplasmic reticulum stress; protein folding. Lineage: Eukaryota; Metazoa; Arthropoda; Insecta; Coleoptera; Nitidulidae. Gene Ontology annotation, cellular component: endoplasmic reticulum. The transcript has 2 exons. Gene Ontology annotation, molecular function: protein disulfide isomerase activity.
GGUAUUUUCAAAAAAUGAAGCUGGUUUUAAUGUAUUUUUUGUUUAAUUUACUUCAAUGUAGUAAAGGGUUUACACCGAAAGAAUAUAUGGUGGAACUAAAUGAUACUAAUUUCGAUGAAAAAAUCAAAAUUUUUGAUUCUGCUAUAGUCGUUUACUAUACAAAUCACGAUAAUUUACUACAAUUUUUGGAGUCCGAUAAUGAAAUUGAUUUAAGUAAUGAUGAACCCAUCUAUUUUGUGUAUGUGGACUGUAAUAAAUCCGGAAAACAUAUUUGUAUGAAAUACGGUAUUUCUGAUUCUUUGGAUAUAAAUAUCUUCCAUAAUGGAAUAAGAAGUUCUCAUUAUAGAGGUCCUGCAGUCAAGUCGUGUGCCAUGAAGUAUUUGAUGACUGAAAAACAACCCAGUUAUAAAGAAUUAGAUGACGAUAAUCUUCAAGAGUUUAUUUCACCACAAAAUAAUAUAUCAAUACUAGGAUGUUUUAAAAGAAACACCAAACUCAGAACUGCUUUUACAGAUGUAGCAAAAGACCUUAAACAUGUUUACAAUUUUGGAAUUGUUAAACAAUUUGAGCUAGACAAAAAAAACUAUGAGGAUGAUAUAAUAUUGUUUAGACCGACUUAUCUAACUAAUAAAUAUGAAAAAGAUUACAUUGUGUACGAAGGUGGGUCUGGCACUGACGAAAUUAAUCGAUAUAUUUCUAAAAACAAACAUGGUUUAGUUAAGGUACUAAGAAAUGAUAUAUAUCACGUAAUUACAUAUCCAAUGACCAUAGUGUAUUUUGACGUAGAUCUGCACAAUCCUCAUGGUUUAAGUUAUUGCAGAACUCAAGUUCUCAGAGUCGCAAAGCAAUUUUAUAACAGAAUGAAUUUUGCAAUUAGCGAAAAACUAAACGCGGACGAAGACAUCACCUAUCCCCAUGUGGUGAUGAAAUUUGAUGACAACGAGGUCUUUGUUAUGAAGCAAUUUUUCUCAAGUCAGAAUUUAGAAAAUUUUGUUACUGGCAUGUUGAAAAUGAUGGAGGAAUGGGAGAAACAUCCUGACCGUAGCAUGUCAGAGUGGCAAAUGAAUGUAUGAGAAUCUUUCGGUGUACCUACAUAGCAAAAAGUGAAACCAGAAUUGUUUACGUUGAAUCAGUCGACAAUUAUUCGGAGAAUUUUUUUGUAUGUUAAAAAAUAAAAAAGAACAUAAAACAAAGCUUUAGUUACUUAAAAUGUGCUGCAAUUUAUCACCUAGAAAGCCAAACGUUUCUCAAAUUUUUAAUGAAUGAUGUUGAUCCACUUAUACUUUGGACCCCUCAUAUAUUAUUUAUAUGUUGUUGUCCUCUGUAUGUUAAAAUUAUUAGUGCCGUGGAUUUUAAUCUGUCUAUAUUGUUUUCUUUUUUAUUUCCAGUAGAUAAUUGUAUAUACAUAUAUGAUUUUACUUAAACUAGCGUUCGGAGUAUAUAUCACCCCUAUCGAAAUAAAUUAUAUUUGUUUGUUUCAA